CUCCGCUCAGCGAGGAGAUGCUGCCUCCGGGGGAGUGGAUGUGUCACCGCUGCACCGUGCGCCGCAAGAAGCGAGAACAGAAGAAAGAGCUGGGGCAGGUAAAUGGAUUGGUGGACAAAUCUGGGAAAAGGACCACCUCCCCCACCAGUGACGCAGACCUGUUGGACAGGUCUAGCAGCAGCAUCAGGGCUAAUGCGCAUGCCAGGAUCUUGGAAAGGAGAGCGAGCCGGCCUGGCACUCCCACAUCCAAUGCCAGCACCGAGACCCCCAACUCAGAGCAGAAUGAUGUCGAUGAGGACAUAAUUGACGUGGAUGAUGACUCUGCCAUUGCAGAAAUGGACUGUGGGCAGCCCCAGCUGAAGCGACCCUUUGAGCUUCUUAUUGCUGCUGCCAUGGAAAGGAACCCAACGCAGUUCCAGUUGCCGAACGAACUGACCUGCACCACAGCACUUCCAGGUACUAGUAAGAGGAGGAGAAAGGAAGAAACCACAGGAAAGAAUGUCAAGAAAGCACAACACGAAUUAGACCACAAUGGUUUGGUUCCCUUGCCAGUGAAAGUCUGCUUCACAUGCAACAGGAGUUGCAGAGUGGCACCUCUAAUCCAGUGUGAUUAUUGCCCACUCCUGUUCCACAUGGAUUGUCUGGAGCCACCGCUUACUGCCAUGCCUCUGGGUAGAUGGAUGUGCCCAAAUCACAUAGAACAUGUGGUGCUGAACCAGAAGAACUUGACCCUGAGUAAUCGGUGCCGAGUAUUUGACCGGUUCCAGGACACCAUAUCCCAGCACAUUGUCAAAGUGGAUUUCUUAAACCGAAUCCAUAAGAAACACCCUCCGAAUCGCAGAGUUCUACAAUCAGUAAAGAGGAAAGGUUUGAAGGUUCCUGAUGCUAUAAAGUCCCAGUACCGGCUUCCACCCCCGUUACUUGCGCCUGCAGCAAUUAGAGAUGGCGAGCUGAUCUGUAACGGGAUCCCUGAGGAACCCUUGCAGAAGCACCUUUUGAACACUGAGCACUUAGCCAGCCAGACAGAACAACAGGAGUGGCUCUGUAGUGUUGUUGCUCUCCAAUGCAGCAUAUUGAAACAUUUAUCUGCUAAGCAGAUGACUUCGCUUUGGGACUCUGAGCACACAGAGAAGGCUGAUAUUAAGCCUGUUAUUGUGGCAGACGGCUCACUCGCCAACCCUUACCAGGCAGCUGACAAGGCACCCACACCUUCCCUCUAUUCCAUGUCAUCCUGCACCUCAGGGAUUACCACACAGAAUUCCUUGAGCUCCUCACAAUCCCAGCAGACUUUGUCACAGGAAGAUGUCAGCUGCAGCUCUUGUAUAGAUAAAUCCAAGAAGGUGUCUUCUUGCGGGACUUCGAACGGGCCGACGGCCUCUGACAUCAAGGUGAACGGCCCUCAUUUCUACGGCGUUUCAUCCGAGCCCUCAGCACAGUUGACUGACUCCCAGAGGCUAAUUGGAUCUGGGAACACUCUCCCUGUUUUGUCUCAUCGGCAAACGUGGCCUCGGCCCCUCACGCCCCCAGCGACUUGUGGACUUCUGAAUCACACCAUUGGAACCAUUGUCAAAACAGAGAACGUAGCAGGGCCCGUUUCUUGUGCACAAAGGGGUUCUGUGCCUGUCACGAGUCUGCCCACGUCCAUAUCGAGCUCCUGUGCCAGCCUGGAGACCACCAGCACUUUGCAAAGAAAGAAUGUGCAGACACAGAUCGGGCCACCGCUGACAGCAGAGCUGCGACCCAUGGGCUCCCCUCUGACUGCCACCAGGGCCCUCACCCCUCCGCAGGCUGCAGGAGAUGGCAUCUCUGCUGUUGGGUCCACAAACAGAUUCUGUUCACCAGCACCACCUUCAGAUGGUAAGGUCAGUCCCAGCACCUUAUCCAUAGGAAGCGCUUUGACGCUGCCCUCAUCGCUCACGUCGAACUCUGCAGCCAUGUUGGACCUCACCAGUUCCCUGAAAGCAUUUAUGGAUGGUGAGAUUGAGAUAAAUAUGCUGGAUGAGCAGCUGAUCAAGUUUCUGGCCUUGCAGAGAAUACAUCAGCUCUUUCCUUCCAAAGCUCAGUCUCUAGUGAGCAGUGUCAGUUCCCAUCAGCAAUCUCCUAUGGGAAACCACAUUGAAGGGCAAAGGAAGGAGGUGCAGGCCCGGGCAGUGUUCUACCCUCUGAUGGGCUUAGGGGGUGCAGUCAACAUGUGCUACCGAACUCUCUACAUUGGGACAGGAGCUGAUAUGGAUGUGUGCCUUACAAGCUAUGGUCACUGUAACUACGUGUCUGGCAAGCAUGCCUGCAUAUUCUACGAUGAGAAUACGAAACAUUACGAGCUGUUGAACUACAGUGAGCAUGGGACGACCGUGGACAACGUUCUGUAUUCGUGUGACUUCUCAGAGAAGAUGACUCCCACUCCUCCCAGCAGUAUUGUUGCCAAAGUGCGGAGUGUGAUAAAACGACAUAAAAUCAGAAAACAAGAAGAGGAGCCUCAUGAAGAAGCCGCUGUGAUGAACUCCCAGGCACAAGGGCAGCAUCGGAAACCCUGUAACUGCAAAGCCAGCAGCUCCAGCUUAAUUGGGGGCAGUGGGGCUGGCUGGGAGGGGACAGCCCUGCUCCACCACGGCAGUUACAUCAAGCUGGGCUGCCUGCAGUUUGUUUUCAGCAUUACUGAAUUUGCGACCAAACAGCCCAAGGGGGACACUGCCUUAGUACAAGACAUGGACUUGGAGGAGAAGCUUUCUCUGAAACCCCACCAGGUGCCCGUGCUGCGGUCCAACUCCGUUCCUUAGGAAUUUUAGGAAGAGAGCUUUG
This is a messenger RNA of Chaetura pelagica (chimney swift), 2799 nucleotides long. RefSeq names its product PHD finger protein 12 (gene PHF12). Gene Ontology annotation, molecular function: transcription corepressor activity; protein binding. Gene Ontology annotation, cellular component: Sin3-type complex; nucleus. The transcript has 13 exons. Lineage: Eukaryota; Metazoa; Chordata; Aves; Apodiformes; Apodidae. Gene Ontology annotation, biological process: negative regulation of transcription by RNA polymerase II. The coding region runs from base 18 to 2777 and encodes 919 amino acids. The record is from RefSeq and is a predicted model, not a curated record.